GCUCGACCGAUGCGUCAAAGCGCGACCAAGUUUGUGUAGUUUUCUUGAACGAGAAGCAACGAAGCUCUGCGGGAUAAAAUUUAUUAACCUUUCAUUUACUAGACACCAUAACGCACCCUCUCAGCCAUGACCAGCAUACUGUCCGCGUCGGGAAAGUACCGCUCGCGGAAGGACUUCAGUACCGGCUCGAUCCCGACGCUGGUGUCACUGGAUGAAGAAUCUAGUCUCUCAACGACGACGACGACCUCGGUCAGCAGCGACACGGUGCUGCUGCAGAACCUGCGCAGUGCCAACAGCAGUGCAUCCUCGAACGGCGGCACCAACAUCACCGGUGGCAGCAGCAGUAGUAGCAAUUUGAACAUCAAAAAUGGUCUCGCCACAAAACCUCCGAGGCGCAGCUCGCUCGGGCUUGCGUUACUUGGUUCGCGUGGUUCCGGACCUACCGAAAAGAGCGGCAAACGUCGCAGCUCGAUCGCGGUCGUGUUCCUUGGCGGAGGUCGCAAGGACGCGAAGGUUGCCACACCCUCGAACGGCUCGGGAAAUGGCCAUCACCAUCACAAUGGCCACUCGAUCAGCACCAUCCCGGAGAAGUACAUCAAGACGGGCGAAUCGGACAUCGAGAAUGAUUCACCCAACACGGACACGUUCGGUGUGAUGGGUGAAGCGAACGGAUCCGGUCAGCAGGAUGUGUACGGUGGGGGUAUUCCUGGGUAUGACAAAAAGCGCCGCAGGUCGUCCUCUUGGCAGACGAAGUUAGAGCGACGCCGGCGCAAAGGCAUGAUGGCUGCGCUCGAUGGUAAUGAUACGAUGCCACAGGACUCCGCCAGCUUCAGCAGCUUCGGAUCGGUGCAAGGACUCGACGGAUCUCCGCAGGGACAUGGCCCAGGUGGGAAGUAUGGGCGCGAAAAGCGCCACUCCUGGUGGAACAUCUUCGUGCCGGACAAUCUCAAGCAAAGGACUCGUAGAGCUAGUCAGGAUGUGAUACUAUCAAAGAGCUCCGACACACUCAGUACUCCGCCGUACCGAAGGAGCAAAUCCAGGAGUGUCGAUCAUGGACUGGCCGCUCCGUUCGAUUUAGACUCACUACGUUCGAAGGUCGAAGGCAGAUUCGAAAGCAUCGAUCGACUGUCAAAAGAUGGUGAAAAGAAGCGAUCGAUGCCUACAAUACCUACGAUUACGUACACAGUGAAGGACAGGGACACGCUGACGUCCGUUGCAGCCCGUUUCGAUACGACCCCAUCAGAGCUGACUCAGCUGAACCGGUUGGCCAGUUCGUUCAUCUACUCCGGUCAGCAACUGCUUGUACCGGACAAAAAUGCCAAACCGAACGCGGACGGUGAGUCCGACACCAGCACGGAACGUUCCUCGAACAGUCCCACCGACGUCCGCCGCAAGGGAUCGCAGGAAGAUUUAUCACAAGAUGAAAAAGAUUUGCUGGAAGGACUACGUCCCGGAUCUCCAAAACCGGGCCACAUUGAGCGUAUCGCGUCGCCGAAUACGCAAAGCGGCGGUGGUACCGGCGGUGGAGGAGGAGGUGGAUCAUCCGGUACUGCUGCCGGAGGAGAAGACGAUGAUCCUGUCACCAUUCAGCGCUUCUUGAAGAUCAACGUGCGGCACAUCACUGAUGGCCAGGGUGUGGUCGGAGGCGUGCUGCUUGUCACACCAAAUGCCGUCAUGUUCGAUCCUAACGUGUCGGAUCCACUAGUCAUCGAGCACGGUCCGGAGAGCUACGGCGUGAUCGCACCGAUGGAGUUCAUCGUAAAUGCGGCCAUAUUCAACGACAUCGCUCACAUGCGUGUGCAAGGUGCGGCCGGCAGUAUCGAAUCGACAGAGAAGGCCGAAAUUUACCAUCCCCCGCCGGUGGAGAAGCCGUGCUCGCGCUGUGACACUCACUCACCGGGCAAGGAUUCGCUCCUCGUGAAGGACGAAACGUUCCCCGAGCUGGGAGUUGGGUCGGUUGAAGGUUGCGACGAUCAAGAAUCGAUCUGUUCGAGCAACGAACGUGACGGAGAUGCUUUCCCGAAGGCGUUCGAGCGAGACCUCGUAACGCCCAACAAUUUACAGCGUCUACACGGCGAUUCGACGGAGAGCGGUGGUAGCUCGGUAGAACCGAAAGCACCUUCCACCGAACCGCCAAUGUUUUUAUCGUACGAACGCGACUCAUCGCAAUCCCAUACGCCCAGUUCGCUCGAUCACAGUGGCGGCGUUGGUGCCGAGCAGCAGCAGGGCCAAGGACAGAAGCAGGCAGGCGAAAAGACUGACCAAACAAAGACCAACAGUAUCUUAGAGGACCCCACCAUGCGCUCCCUGGAGGAGCGACGAAGAAGCCUACUCGACCAGCACUGGGCAAUCCCCAGCAAGGACAGAUUAAAAUGCUAUUGCGAUCAAUCGUCAUCCCGAAGAUCUCUGGACGAUGAAGAGGCAGCCAGCACGGGUAGUGCUGCAACUGCAGCAUCUUCCUCGACGACCGGUGCAAACUCGAUAAGCGGCGUCGCUGGUGUUGCAGGACAUCAUGCACCAAUCCCGCCGAUCGCCGAAGCCAUUGGUGAUGGGCAGUUGGUGAAGCAAUCGUGUCACGAUUCAGGCAUCGACAUCCGCGAUCCGGCCCAUGGAGCAUCGUUGACAACGGGCGGCGGUGCGGCCACCGGUGGAAGCGGUAGCAGUGCGGCAAGCUCAGUUGCCAGUAUCCCGAUCGUAGCACCCAUCGCAACGAAAAAAGUGUACAGCGAUGCGGACAUUGUGCUUAGCGCAGACUGGGUCCCACCGCUUACGAUUGCGCCGACUCAUCUGCACGACAGUUCACCGCGUAGCAGCAGUUCGCUGGUGUCCUCGUCCCACCACAGCACGCUGUCGACGGUUACGUCUGAUGCCGGUGGACGCAAAAAGACCUCCAGUGUAAGCUUCAGCGUUGAUGAACAUGAUGCCCAUGGUCCCACGGGUCCUGCCGGAUCCGGAUCGAUGGACAAAAGUGGUGAAACGAAAAAGAACAAGAUGUUAAAACGACUUUCCUACCCACUGGCUUGGGUUGAAGGAUUAACAGGAGAGGGCAGCGGUAGUAGCCACAAGUCGGACUCAAUCGAAUCCGCACCUAACACAGGCGAUUCUAAUCAGAGCGUCUUUUCAAAAGUAUUCUCCAGCUCACCCAUCACAUUGGUCUCGGAGUUGGGCGGGAAUUUGUUUUUGUCCAAAACUCCGUCGGAAGACUCCGGAGGCUCACCAGUUCCGCCACUGACACCGCACGAAGCGCAAGCAGGGGGGUCGGUCAUGGCUGGACGAUCAUCCAUUGGUACAUUUAUUCGACCGCAUCCCUCUGAGGGUAGCGCGAACAAACAGAAACCAGCUCCGCCGAAACUGGAUUACCGUUCGAUGGUGUCUAUCGAUGACAUGCCAACGUUGUUCGUCAGUUUCGAUAUGAAGGCACCAUUGUUUCCUCAGCUUGAGAAACUUGAACUGAUCCCACGACCAGCACGAGCCUGUCCAGACCCACCGAUGUACCUGCGAUUGCGCAUGGGACGCAAGAUCGGUAAAAAUUCGCCUCUCCCGACAACCGUGAUGUCCUAUGGAAAGAACAAACUGCGUCCUGAGUAUUGGUUCAGCAUUCCGAAAAAUAAAGUUGAUGAGUUAUAUCGAUUCUUAAAUGCUUGGGUACAGCAUCUGUAUGGCGAGCUGGAUGAGGCAGCCAUCAAAGAACGUGGCUUUGAACUCAUUCAGAUGGACACAGAAUGGGCCACUAAAACUGGUAGUCCGUCGAAGGACGGUCGUUCCGCUAGUGAAGGUGAAAUCUCCGAGUAUACUCGUGAAUCAUGGGAGCUGCUAAAGGCACCGUUCGUUAAAACCUACAAUAUAAUCAAAAGUCAAACUGGAUCUAACGAUUUGGAUGGUUGUGAGGUUCUGUCUAUGAGCACAGAUGACUACAGAAAAGCGACCCUGUUUGCGUCCGGUUCGUUCGACCAGGACUUCCAGAUUCCGGACCUGAUCGGUCAGACGGAAAUCCUCAGCGAAGAGCACAGGGAAAAACUAUGCGCCCAUCUGCCGGCCCGCGCCGAGGGGUACUCGUGGUCGCUCGUGUUCAGCACCUCCCAGCAUGGUUUCUCGCUCAACUCUCUCUACCGGAAGAUGCACAAGCUCGAGAGCCCGAUCCUGAUCGUGAUAGAGGACACGGACCACAACGUUUUCGGUGCGCUGACGUCCUGCUCGCUGCACGUGUCGGACCAUUUCUACGGUACGGGUGAAUCGCUGCUGUACAAGUUCAACCCACACUUCAAGGUGUUCCACUGGAGCGGCGAGAAUCUGUACUUCAUCAAGGGCAACCCGGAAAGCCUGGCGAUCGGUGCCGGAGACGGUAAAUUCGGCCUGUGGCUAGAUGGGGACCUGAACCAGGGUCGAUCGCAGCACUGCAGCACGUACUCGAACGAGCCGCUGGCACCGCAGGAGGAUUUCGUCAUCAAAACGCUCGAAUGUUGGGCCUUCGUUUAAGUGUGUGUGUUUGCGUGUGCGAGUGUGAACGCAACCAAAUCUCCCGAACGUGCAGGCAAAAUAGAGCAAGAGCAGCAGAAAAGGAUACGGAUGCCGGAAUCCCAUCGCCGCCCCUCCCAGGAGCAGGGUAGCAGUUUCCGGGCAGUGCCUCCGGCGCCAUUUGUCGUGUGCAAAUGUUGACGAUAGCCCUGCCCGGCCGUCGCACCAAGCUGUGUGUGUGUGUGGUGCGAUCCGGACCAAAUGUUGCGAGCAAAUCCGUGGGUUUCCGUUUCCGUUAGGGGCGCAAACGAUCGAACUCGGGGUGGGUGCGUA
Anopheles nili is the source of this 4788-nucleotide messenger RNA. RefSeq names its product TLD domain-containing protein 2 (gene mtd). The transcript is spliced from 19 exons. The coding region runs from base 127 to 4476 and encodes 1449 amino acids. Gene Ontology annotation, biological process: response to oxidative stress. The record is from RefSeq and is a predicted model, not a curated record. NCBI's taxonomy places the organism in Eukaryota, Metazoa, Arthropoda, Insecta, Diptera, Culicidae. Gene Ontology annotation, cellular component: nucleus.